Messenger RNA from Photinus pyralis (common eastern firefly), 2581 nucleotides. RefSeq names its product aromatic-L-amino-acid decarboxylase-like. The coding region runs from base 580 to 2091 and encodes 503 amino acids. Gene Ontology annotation, molecular function: pyridoxal phosphate binding; aromatic-L-amino-acid decarboxylase activity. The transcript has 4 exons. Lineage: Eukaryota; Metazoa; Arthropoda; Insecta; Coleoptera; Lampyridae. Gene Ontology annotation, biological process: amino acid metabolic process; catecholamine metabolic process. The record is from RefSeq and is a predicted model, not a curated record.
CGCCACCUCUCAUGUUAUUAUAUAUAGCGCCAUUUCUGCAGGGUUAAUAUUUUGACAUGAGAUCAAAAUGCAGUUUAAAUGCACCUUAAGAAUAGUCAUUAAGUGUUGAAGAAACCAUUUUUUUUGUACCUAUUUUGUUUUCACCUUUUUUAUACGUUAUGCAAAACAAAUCAGAAACCUUGGAUGCCAGUUUACAGGUUUUUAAACUAGUUCGCAUCAGCUUAGAUUGAUUUAUGAUUAAUGAUUUAAUCAAGAAGGUUAAUCAGAGCAUCACCGUCCAGUUUCUUCUAAAACUACUAGAAGUUAUAUAAGGAAAGUAAAUGGUGUCUUUAGCACAAAGUUUGGCCGCAAGGAUCAGGAAACUACUACAAUACAAACAAAUUUCACUUUCAUCAAAAGAAAUGCAACCAAGUAAAUUUGUUCCUAUAUAACAGUCGCGAUUUACUGUCAGUGAAAUCAGGUGCUACCGUGCAAUAAUAUACCGCAGCUUCACUUUUACUUCUACUGUACUGUGUCUCGUGAAUCACAAUCCAGUUCAGUAGGUACUUUGAUUAGUGACACUGGAGCACUUUGUGGAAAAUGGAUUCGGACCAGUUCAGGGAGUUUGGAAAAGCGAUGGUCGAUUAUAUUGCAGAUUAUCUGGAUAAUAUUCGUAACAGGAAAGUUCUGCCGUCCGUCAAUCCGGGAUACUUACAACCGACCAUUCCGCAAGAAGCUCCUCAAACCGGCGAGAACUGGAAGAGUAUCAUGGAGGAUAUCGAAAGGGUGAUUAUGCCGGGGGUGACGCACUGGCAUUCGCCUAAUUUUCACGCGUACUGUCCUACAGCGAACUCGUACCCGGGUAUAGUGGGCGAAAUGUUGAGCGCCGGAAUUGGAUGCGUCGGAUUUAGUUGGAUGUCAAGUCCGGCGUGCACCGAAUUAGAGGUCGCAAUGAUGAAUUGGCUUGGUAAACUGAUCGGUUUACCGGAAGAGUUUCUGAACUGCUCGAAUGGAUCUGGGGGUGGAAUUAUUCAAGGUUCAGCAAGCGAAUCUACCUUCAUAGCGCUAUUAACCGCAAAGGAAAGGAUGGUGCGAAACAUUAAGAACGUACAUCCCCAACUCGACGAAGGCCUAAUAAAAGCGAAACUCGUAGCUUACACUUCGGACCAGGCGAAUUCGUCGGUGGAAAAGGCCGGGAUGUUGGGUUCUAUGCCGAUGCGACUGUUACCAACGGACCAAAACGGCUGUCUACGCAAGGAAACUUUGGAGGAGGCGAUCAGUAACGACAAAAAUGCGGGGUUAAUUCCGUGUUACGUGGUUGCCACGUUGGGCACGACGGGUACGUGUGCGUUUGAUAACUUGGAGGAGUUGGGUCCUGUGUGUAGAAGAGAGAAGUUAUGGCUGCACAUUGAUGCGGCGUACGCCGGUUCAGCGUUCGUCUGUCCCGAAUAUCGCUACCUAAUGCGAGGAGUGGAAUAUGCGGAUUCCUUCGACUUCAAUCCGCACAAAUGGAUGAUGGUCAAUUCCGACUGUUCGGCAAUGUGGGUGAGAAACUCGAGGCACAUAGUGGAGGCUUUUAAUGUUGACCGAAUUUACUUGCAUCACGAACACGAAGGAGUGGCUCCCGAUUAUCGUCACUGGCAGAUUUCGUUGGGGAGGCGAUUUCGCGCGUUAAAGCUGUGGUUCGUUUUGCGCAGUUACGGCGUUGAAGGCAUUCAAAAGCAUAUACGCUCACAAAUUGAGCUUGCCCGUUACUUUGAAAAGCUGGUGAAAGAUGAUUCGCGAUUUGAGUUCGCCUGCAGCUCCAUGGGACUAGUCUGCUUUAGAAUGAAAGCGGGGGAUCGACUUACACAGACUCUCGUGGAUAAGUUGACGCAACGCAAGAACAUUUACGUAAUUCCUUGCUACUUUCAAGGAAAUUACGUUGUCAGAUUCGUAGUGUGCAGCAGGUUGACCGAAAUCAGAGAUAUUGACUAUGGGUGGAGUGAAAUUUGUGAGGUUGCUUCUGAAAUUUUGAAUGGAUACAUCCCGGGUAAACCAAAUGGUGAACUUGUAUCGUUAGUUACAGUGUCUAAUAUGAGUAAAAGAAGAGAAAAUUGUAUAGAACAUUGAAAUCACAUGGCGUUCUAGUGCGUUGUUAACAUAUUUUAGUUAUUAUUAUUAGUUUACUACGUUUACAAAAAACCCUUAUCCCCCGUCUAUGUGAUAAGAACUUAUGCGAAUGCAUUUGGUAUGGGCGCCAGUUAAUUAAUAAGGGGGUUUUUACCUUUUUUUAAAUGAUCUUGUAAAAGAAAUAUUACUAUAAGUGCACCAAGCGAUGCAAAAGGUAUACAAGUAGAUUUCAUAGUAUCAUUUUGUAUGAAAUUAGCUGGUAGAACCUUCUAACGAAGGUUUGAGAGAUUGUCAACAGUACAGAGGAGUUCGCCGCCUUGGUGAUGGAAAAUGCACAACUUAAGUUAUUAAGAUAACGUAAUGGGGCUAUUGCAUCCUUGCAGACCUUUUGAGGUUUGGCCAAAAAUGCACGUUUAUCUGACCGGCAACUGUCCAAACAAUAAAACGUACUUCUUUUAGUCUACCUUUCUAGGACAAUUGCAAUUGUAUA